AUGGCUAAGAUAGUGCAAGCGUCAGGCGUGGCCGUGGACGAUGAAGUCAUCAAUUUGUUCAAUGAUAUCAAGAAGCACAGGAAGCAGAAGGCGGCGUUCUUCCGCCUCAGCGACGACAAGACGAAGAUCAUCGUGGACCACUGCAUGAAGGUCAUGUGCGACGACGCCGACCCUUUCAAAUCCUUCAAGGACAUGCUCCCGAAAGAUGACUGCCGAUUCAUCGUCUACGACGCGUUGUUCGACACGGAGGAUUCCAAAAAUAGGGAACAAAUGAUCUUCAUCAGCUGGGCUCCCGAUACCGCUACCGUCCAGAAAAAGAUGAUCCACGCAUCCUCCCGUGAAAACAUCAAGAAACUCUUUGGCCUGACUGCGGAGUGGCAGGUGAACGAUUUAUGCGAAGUUCAACCUGAAGAUCUGGCUGAAAGGUUGAGCAGGGAUACCGUGGUCUGCAUAGACGGGAAGGUCUUACCGGGUAAAUGCGGCUGA
Messenger RNA from Nerophis lumbriciformis (worm pipefish), 486 nucleotides. The record is from RefSeq and is a predicted model, not a curated record. NCBI's taxonomy places the organism in Eukaryota, Metazoa, Chordata, Actinopteri, Syngnathiformes, Syngnathidae.